Messenger RNA from Helobdella robusta, 864 nucleotides. RefSeq lists its product as hypothetical. Gene Ontology annotation, cellular component: mitochondrial large ribosomal subunit. Gene Ontology annotation, biological process: translation. The record is from RefSeq and is a predicted model, not a curated record. Lineage: Eukaryota; Metazoa; Annelida; Clitellata; Rhynchobdellida; Glossiphoniidae. Gene Ontology annotation, molecular function: structural constituent of ribosome. The coding region runs from base 1 to 864 and encodes 287 amino acids. The transcript is spliced from 5 exons.
AUGUUGGAAAAAGGCAUUGAAGCGGCUCGUGCUCUAAUCAAGCACCUUCCUCGCGUUUCACUUGGAAACAUCAGACCGUUCCGGCCGACACCAACAAGAAAGCACAGAUUGGGUAAACAUGGCGGUCGAAAAUGUGGAAGAGGUAAUAAGGGUCAAGGACAAAGAAACACUUUACCACCUAUAGGAUUUGAGGGUGGCAAUACUCCAUUUCACAUUUUGAUUCCUAAAGAACCAUAUUACAAGGGUUUACACAUGAUGAAGGAGUACCCCACGCUAUCCCUAUCAUCACUGCAAAGACUUAUUGACGUGAAUCGCCUCAAUGCCAACGAGUUUAUUGAUUUGACAACUAUUAGCAAUACUAAAGUAUUGAAUAUUGAUCCAUCAAAGAAUCAUUAUGGUAUUAAUUUAACGGAUGAGGGUGUUGAUUGCUUUAAAGCUCGGGUUAAUAUCGAAGUGCAAUGGAUAUCCGAAAUGGCCAUAGCUGCCAUUGAAAAGAAUGGCGGAGUGGUGACGAGCAGAUUUUAUGACAUGAAGUGUGUCGAAGCCAUGGUUGAUCCAAUAACUUUUUUCAAAAGGGGCCUCUCGAUUCCGAGGUGCAAAUUGCCACCACAGGAUUUAGUUGAAUACUACACAAAUCCUGCAAAUAGGGGCUACCUUGCAGAUCCUAAACUCAUCGAAAAAGCAAGAUUUGAUCUUUCUCAAAAGUAUGGUUACAAAUUAAUUGAUGCCGUCGAUAUAAAUUCAAAUAAGAAGGAUCCAAGACAGAUAUGGCAUGGAUUGCAGCCUGGCUGGGUGAUCAAUUUACAAGAAAAAUGCAUCUUAAAGCCGAAGAAUGCUGAUCAUUUAAACUAUUAUUUCUCAUAA